This is a messenger RNA of Sordaria macrospora k-hell, 561 nucleotides long. RefSeq lists its product as uncharacterized. The record is from RefSeq and is a predicted model, not a curated record. NCBI's taxonomy places the organism in Eukaryota, Fungi, Ascomycota, Sordariomycetes, Sordariales, Sordariaceae. Gene Ontology annotation, cellular component: mitochondrion; cytosol; peroxisome. Gene Ontology annotation, molecular function: thioredoxin peroxidase activity. Gene Ontology annotation, biological process: cell redox homeostasis; cellular response to oxidative stress; hydrogen peroxide catabolic process.
AUGUUCGCCCGCACCGCCCUCCGCGCCUCGGCGCCCAUCGCUCGCGCCGCCCCGGCCGCCCGCUUCUUCUCCUCCUCUCCCGCGCGCCUCGUCAAGAUUGGCGAGCUCCUUCCCGAAGGCGAGCUCCUCCAGGAAGGAUCCCCCGGCAACAAGGUCGACCUGCGCAAGGAGGCCGAGUCGGCGCGCAACAUGCUGAUCAUCGGUGUCCCUGCUGCCUUCUCUCCCGCUUGCAGCGCGAGCCAUAUCCCUAGCUAUAUCCAGCAUCCUAAGACGCAGGAGUUUGAUGUUAAGGCUGUUGUUAGUGUUAAUGAUGCUUUUGUCAUGAAGGCAUGGAAGGAGAACCUCGACCCCGCCGGCGAGUCUGGCAUCCGCUUCCUCGCUGACCCCUCGGGCGAGUUCACCAAGGCUCUCGACCUCACCUUCGAUAGCAAGGCCAUCUUUGGCAACGACCGCUCCAAGCGCUACGCCAUCAUUGUUGAGGACGGCAAGGUCACCAAGAUUGCUGUUGAGCCCGAUAACACUGGUACUGCUGUGUCGUUGGCCGAUAAGGUUUUGGCUUAG